This is a messenger RNA of Botrytis fragariae, 1020 nucleotides long. RefSeq lists its product as uncharacterized. The transcript has 2 exons. Lineage: Eukaryota; Fungi; Ascomycota; Leotiomycetes; Helotiales; Sclerotiniaceae. Bases 1 to 1020 code for a protein of 339 amino acids. The record is from RefSeq and is a predicted model, not a curated record.
AUGCCCUCCCGCGAAACCAACUCCUCCCCCAACACCAACAACCCAUCACAAACCUCCCCUAAAAACCACAACACCCCAUAUCAAACCGACUGGGUAACAAUGACCGAAACAACAACAUCAGAAGAAGGAGAUAUCAAAUGUACCCCCGUAUCAAAAGAAACAACCCCUACUUCUUCACCAGCAAGAAAUGUCUCGGCAGAUACUGUUACCUCUCAUGAGAUCCCAACACCCAACAGCGAAGCCUCAUAUGAAGCCUCAAAUGAAGCCUCGCGCCACAUUGGGCCAGAGGCAGAGACAGGGACAGGGUUCUCUCGCUACACACCGGACGCUGUGGAAAAGCCACCACGUUUCUUGGAGAGAAAUGAAUGCGGCUAUGAUAUCGAUAUUGAUAGCGACUUCGAUAUAAACAUGGAUAUAGAAAACAACCCAGACGACGACGACGAUGAUGAUGAUGAUGAUGAUGAUGAUGAUGAAUCUCAUUACACAUACACACACAAACCCAACUCAUCCCUAUCUCACCUGUCUCAUCCAUCUCACUCUUCUCCACUCUCCCACAUACCCCGCACCCCUUAUUCCCUCCACACCCCCGACCUCGUCUCGUUUUCUCCCGCCCUAGAAAAUUGCGAUGAGCACUUCAACAACUAUUUCAAAUACAUCAAGUUCUUCGAGAAUGAUCUCACUAUACCCCGGGAACCCGAAAAAUCCAAACCCGACCCCCAAUCUCGUGAUACUUCAAAUUCCGAUGCUUCCAUAAACGUCGAACAUUCAGAGACAAUGCAUAAAAAACAGCAACAAAAACAGAACUCCAUUCCUGAAAAUGGAGGAAGCAAAACGACAGAUUCUCGUACACGCAUUCAUAUGGAUGAGUCUUCCCAGCAGACUUCUUCUAUUCUUCACAUCUCGGGUUUAGAUGAGGAUUACGAACGAGAUCCCCACCUUGAUUUAUAUGCCGAGACGGACUUUGAUACUUCUUCUGUAUCUUCAUCAGCGUCGUCAGAAGAUAAAGUGGAUGGAUGUUAG